AUGGAGAAUCAGAUAAACCAACUUGCUCAACAAGUGGAUCAAUCUUCAAAGGUUCCAGGUCACUUUCCUGGUAACACCGAGCAACCACCUAAGGGUCAAAUUAAUACUGUAACUUUAAGGAAUGGUAGAGAGCUAGAAGACCUUCCACCGAAGGUAGUUCAAAAGAAAGUAGUUGCAGUAGAGGAAGAGAUGUUUGAAGCUAAGAAGAUGAUAGAAAAAGAGAAAAUUAAAGAGAAGAAGGAGCCCAUUGUCAUUAAACCUUACAGGCCACUUGUACCUUUCCCACAACGAUUGGCACAGGCAAAGCUAGAAAAGAACUAUGGGAAAUUCCUAAACAUUCUAAAGAAGUUGCAGACCAACAUCCCAUUCUUGGAUGCAAUCUUAGAGAUGCCCUCCUAUGCUAAAUUUCUGAAGGACAUGCUCUCUAACAAGAGGAAAAUCGAAGAAAAUGCAACAAUCUCACUGACAGCUGAAUGCAAUGCUAUAUUGCAGAACAAGCUUCCAAACAAGCUAGGAGAUCCAGGGAGAUAUUCCAUACCAGUCCAGCUAGGUGACAUCGGAAUAAAGAAGGCUUUAUGUGAUCUAGGGGCAAGUGUCAGUCUUAUGCCCCUAUCAAGAAACUUCAGAUGGGUGAAUUAA
Messenger RNA from Ricinus communis (castor bean), 639 nucleotides. RefSeq lists its product as uncharacterized. The record is from RefSeq and is a predicted model, not a curated record. The transcript has a single exon. The coding region runs from base 1 to 639 and encodes 212 amino acids. Lineage: Eukaryota; Viridiplantae; Streptophyta; Magnoliopsida; Malpighiales; Euphorbiaceae.